This is a messenger RNA of Brugia malayi, 114 nucleotides long. RefSeq lists its product as uncharacterized. The annotation marks the transcript as partial. The record is from RefSeq and is a predicted model, not a curated record. Lineage: Eukaryota; Metazoa; Nematoda; Chromadorea; Rhabditida; Onchocercidae. The transcript has 2 exons.
AGUGCCAGAUCAGGAAGUUUGUGGGAAGAGAUUUUUUUCAUAAAUUCGAACAUAGCUUGCUUGGAAUUGAAUUACCGACUUCGGUUUUCCAGAUAUGAAAUAUCAAUCUUGUAA